AUGCAAAAAAUCGAACCAUCUCUAAUUUUAAUUCUCUUCAUUCUACUUGUUCACUACAGUGAUGCCAAACCGAUUAACGAGAAAUUCUUCAUGGAUAAAAUGUGUGGCAAUGAAUCCAUCAUUUUCGAUGGUGACUUGAGACCUGGUGGAUGGUUUCAAUUAACAAGCAGUAGUAAAUAUCAGCCUAAUUUCAGUUGUUCGAUUAAAUUUCGUGCUGCUCAACCAACACAACGGUUUGUGGUAACGGUAGAAAAAAUGAAUACUGUUGAUUGUCCGAAAGAUUUAUUACUUAUCUAUGAUAGUUCAACUUUACUUAAUCAAGAUAUUAAACAACAAUGUGGUACACUUGCUUCAUUCAGCUUUACUACCACAACCUCACAAGUAACAUUCACAUUUACCAGUGGUUCAGGAACUAAAUCAAGUGGUUUUCAAGUAGCGAUAGCACUUCACUUCCCAGCGGUUCACACAUGUCCUCAAAAUCUUGGCUUUUUCCUAUGUGGAAAUAAGAACUGUAUCUCGAAACAACUUGAAUGUGAUUCACAUAAUCAUUGCGGUGACGGUACAGAUGAAUAUUCAUGCAGUACGAUUGGAAAAAAAUGA
Molecule: messenger RNA, 600 nt
Organism: Rotaria socialis
Lineage: Eukaryota; Metazoa; Rotifera; Eurotatoria; Philodinida; Philodinidae
Source: the annotation of a GenBank genome assembly